UGCAUUUUCCUUCUUUAGAACGCCAGGGGGAUCUGGAAUCGAUAUCUUCCAUUAUCUUAUCCCGAAAAUUAGUUCUAACGUUUCCAUCGACGCGUUCACAUUACAAUCUCUCACAGAAAUUUAGUUCGAAAUUAUUCAGAAACAAAAUAUCGUUUCAAAAAUUAUAAACUUUGUACUUUCUGUAAUAAGUGUACUAUAAAAAUUUAUACAAAUUUAUUAUAAAAAGUAGACCCAGUUUAGAUACCCGAUAAAGUUCUCUCAAAAUAACUUUACACACUUAUUUUCACAAUGCGUGCUCGAAAUGCGUAAGUGAGACGAACUCGACGAUUGCAUAACUUCUCGUGAAUAAACAUGCGCGAGUGAUAACGCACAUAUUUGAUAGUCACGAUUAUAUAUAAACCCGUGGGAGCUGUCGCGCGUCUCCUCCUCGAACGGAUUUGACAGCUAAUUUGACAGCUGAAGGAAUCAGCUGAUGGCUCUCCCCUGGCGCUUGCUGACGGCCGCGCGACUGGCUGAGAGAUCGCGCGGUUCGAUAUGUCGCUUCUUGUCCACCAGCAUGCUCCGUCCCGGCAAAGUGGUACCCUUUCAACUGUCAGACAUCGGCGAAGGGAUUCGGGACGUCACGGUGAAAGAAUGGUUCGUGAAGCCGGGUGACCAGGUGAGCCAGUUCGACAAGAUCUGCGAGGUGCAAAGCGACAAGGCGUCGGUGGAGAUCACAAGUCCCUACGACGGCCUCGUCAAGGUGUUGCACUACAACGUGGACGACGUCGCCAUGGUCGGGGCGGCGUUGCUGGACAUCGAGAUAGAGGACGACUCGAAGGACGUCGCGAAAAGUUCGGAGAAAAUUCAAGGUGACCGGGACCAGGUGAUUGACGGUUCCAACAAGAAGAAGAAGAAGAAUGAAGAAGAGUCAGAAUUGCAGGACAAUCUCGCAGGGAAGAUAUUGGUGACCCCAGCAGUGAGGAGAAUCGCCAUGGAGAACAACGUGAGGCUGAAGGACGUAACGGCGACCGGCAAAGAUGGUAGAGUGCUCAAGGAAGACGUGCUGGCUCAUCUGCGGAAGAUUUCCGCGACUGCGGAAGUCCAAGCGGAAGUUUCUCCGAAUGUGAUGGGGAGGAUCGUCGGCUUGAAGGGAUACUCGAAACACAUGUGGAAGACUAUGACUAGAUCCCUGAGUAUACCGCACUUCGUCUACAGCGACGAGUGCCAAGUGGAUCGGGUGAUACAAUAUCGAAACGAGGUGAAGGACUCGUUGAAGGACGAGGGUGUCUCCCUAAGCCUGAUGCCCUUCUUCGUGAAGGCUGCCUCGCGAGCGUUGGAGCGCUGUCCCGAGCUGAACGCUUGGCUGAACGAGGAGGAGCAGACGUUGCGAAUCCUGGACAGCCACAACAUCGGCAUCGCCAUGGACACCCCGGAGGGCCUGGUGGUGCCCAACAUCAAGAACGUGCAGAAUCUCAGCAUCCUCGCAAUCGCGCGGGAGCUCAACAGGCUCCAGGAACUCGGCAGGAAGUCGGCGAUUCCCCUCGGUGAUUUGACAGACACGACGUUCUCGUUGUCGAACAUAGGCGUGGUCGGUGGAACGUACACGAAACCAGUGAUCCUGCCGCCCCAGGUAAUAAUCGGUGCUUUCGGAAGAGCGCAGAAGGUCCCGCGAUUCAACGACGCGGGAAACGUCAUUCCGGCUUACGUCAUGUCGAUCAGCUGGGCCGCGGAUCAUCGCGUCCUCGACGGCGUCACCGUGGCGAGGUUCUCCAACUUGUGGAAGCACUACGUGGAAAAUCCGAUGCAUCUGCUGAUCGGCUCGUGACGAGGAGGACGAGGGAGGAUUUAUUCUUGGAGUCUUGGAUGUGCUUGGAAAUUCGGCGGAGUAUUCUUACAACCAUUUCUUUCACGACAGGAUGUUUAGAAGGAAAAUACGGCUGAAAAUAAAAAAGAAACAUUUUUUUUUCACAAAUUUAUAGAUGUA
Messenger RNA from Nylanderia fulva, 1966 nucleotides. It is a transcript of the gene Dbct, whose product is annotated as Dihydrolipoamide branched chain transacylase E2. Gene Ontology annotation, cellular component: mitochondrion; cytoplasm. NCBI's taxonomy places the organism in Eukaryota, Metazoa, Arthropoda, Insecta, Hymenoptera, Formicidae. Gene Ontology annotation, molecular function: lipoic acid binding; acetyltransferase activity. The record is from RefSeq and is a predicted model, not a curated record.